Molecule: messenger RNA, 3314 nt
Organism: Salvelinus namaycush (lake trout)
Lineage: Eukaryota; Metazoa; Chordata; Actinopteri; Salmoniformes; Salmonidae
Product: sphingolipid delta(4)-desaturase DES1-like
Exons: 3
Coding region: 155-1126 (323 amino acids)
Biological process (GO): ceramide biosynthetic process
Cellular component (GO): membrane
Molecular function (GO): sphingolipid delta-4 desaturase activity
Source: RefSeq, a predicted model, not a curated record
GUUCACGAACGACCAAUCGUCAUUACUGCGCAGUCCCACAGGGCCGGAGAGGGUGGUGUGAGUCCGUUAGGUAACCAGGGAGUCAAUUUGACACUUUUAGUAAAGCAAAUGUUUUGAGACGUUCGUUUUCUGUUAAUUACACCAACAAAAAGAUAUGGGCAACCGUGUCGCUCGUGAGGAUUACGAAUGGGUUUAUACAGAUCAGCCACAUGCCGACAGGAGGAAAGAAAUUUUGGCAAAGUACCCAGAAAUAAAGACACUAAUGGGGCCUGAUCCCAGGCUGAAGUGGAUUGUUUGCAUGAUGGUAAUCAUCCAGUUCAUAGCAUUCUACCUGGUCAAAGACCUAGACUGGAAAUGGGUCCUGUUCUGGACUUAUGCCUUUGGCAGCUGCAUCAACCACUCUAUGACCCUGGCCAUCCAUGAGAUUUCCCACAACACAGCAUUUGGCAACAACAGGGCCAUGUGGAACCGCUGGUUCGCCAUGUUUGCCAACCUGCCCAUUGGGCUGCCGUAUUCGGCCUCCUUUAAGCGCUACCACCUGGACCACCACCGCUACCUGGGAGGAGACGGUAUAGACGUAGACAUCCCAUCUGAUUUUGAGGGCUGGUUCUUCUGCACACGCUUCCGCAAAUUUGUCUGGAUCAUCCUCCAGCCUCUGUUCUACGCCAUCCGCCCUCUCUGCAUCAACCCCAAGCCCAUCACCGGCCUGGAGCUGGCCAACGUGGCCGUGCAGCUGUCCUUCAAUGUGGCCCUCUACUGGCUGUGUGGAGCCAAGCCUGUGGUCUACAUGAUGGCGGGCUCCUUGCUGGGAAUGGGCCUGCACCCCAUCUCUGGACACUUUAUCGCCGAGCACUACAUGUUUCUCAAGGGCCAUGAGACCUACUCCUACUAUGGCUCCCUCAACCUGCUCACCUUCAAUGUGGGCUACCACAACGAGCACCACGACUUCCCCAGCAUCCCAGGACGUAGGCUACCUAUGGUGAAGAAAAUAGCAUCAGAGUACUAUGAUGACCUGCCCCACUACACAUCGUGGGUGAAGGUCCUGUAUGACUUCAUUAUGGACGACCAGCUCAGCCCCUAUUCUCGUGUGAAGAGGAGGCUGAAGGGAGAUGUCAAGCAGGAAUAAAUCCUUCCCGCUCUCCUACUCUCGAACAAAACGACACUGACGCACCUGACACCAGCCCCAACUCGCCACCAAGACUUUUUACAGCUUUUGCAUAUUAAUACACAUUUGCACUGAAUGUGAAGAGAAUGUGUGGACAGGACAUGUGCGACAUGUAUGUAAAACUUUGUUCAAAGUCAGUCCUUACAAACAAAAUAAUUUGUUCAACUAGAAAUUACACACAAUUACAGUUGUCAUUUCACCUAUUUCUUUGCACUUGUGGUCAUUUUAGAAACUUGUAAUGCGGACAAUUUUUUCCAGUCAAAUUUUAUUCCAGAAUUAAUUUAUAUGUAUAAUUGACAUCUUUAGAUUUGGGUUUUGCACUGGUUUCUGCAUGUGUUGAAUAUAUUAGAUCCUGUUUUUUAUAGUUUAUUAUAUGAUCACUCCGGUUUUAUUUCGUCUCUUGAAAGAGUCUGUAUAGCAAUAUACAGUUACCCAUUUCAAUGCUACUGAUCUGCAUUUGCUGUGGAUAGUUUGUUCUCUCCUCACUCAAUCGUAAAAUGUCCCUUUCAUUCCAUGUAGACGGCACUUAGCACAUGACUGUGUGUGUGGACAUAUUGUCUUAUGUUCUGAGCUUUAGUUUAGCUCAUUUUGAUCCAAGUGCCAUUUUGUAUUGUGCUUUUGCCAACACCUCAGUCCAAUAUCUGAUCCACAUAGCCUGAAGCACCAAGUUCAUUUGCUCUUCUCUAAAUGUCGUUUUUGAUACAAUGGGGAGAAAGAUGGUUCAUAGCAAGGUUAGGUAAGACGAGGGCCGGGAUUCAAUCGAUCGUGGGUUGGAGACAAUGCAGAUUUGAAUCUCAGCCAAGGUCAAACGCUGUCUUUGUUUUGUUUAGUUGAGCUUUAACGGAAAGACCAAAUGCGGCCUUAAAUGUGUAAAUUACUGUGAUGGAGAAGAAUCAUUCAUAUUUUGUCUGAUAAGCUUGUAUACGCUCCAAACAUCAACUUUUCCGGACUUAUUUUACAGGUUCCCCUUCUAUAAUUAAUACUCAAUCUUAGAAAUAUAAUGCGUGUUAAAGCUAAUUUAGAUUUUAGACUAGUGAAGUCUUUUGACAAUAGCUAUAUUGAGUUUCUUAUGGAAACUCAAUCGAAGGCCAAAUUUAUUUAAACCAAAUGUCCUUUUGUUCAUAUACUGUAUGCUUUCAUAUUUUUUUUACACUUUCACUUCAUUCUGAAAGUCUGAUUAUUUCCAGUUGUGACCUUUAACAUUUUUCAAAGCAGUAUGCAAUGCCGUAAGUAGUCUAAUUUAAUGUGAGAGAAAACAAAAUGGCUUUCUUUAGCAGUGAUUGACCUCAAGAACAGAGCAAUGCCCCCUUAGUCAUAAAGUCUGAAAGCCACUCAAAUGUUUAACUUUAAAGUAGCUACCAAUGAGGGAGUGAAACCCGAUUGAUGCAUCACAUUAUAUAAACCAUAAUGUGGAUGAAUAUUGUCCAAAGUAGAAUGGAAGCUUGCUGACAGCGGUGCUGAAUCCCAAAUUAACCCUUAACCCUAGACACUCCAUGUAGAUCUGGAAUGAACCUUAGCAGUAUGGUAAUAGAUCCAUCUUGCCAUCUGAUUGGCUUGGAGGGAGAUUUGCAUUAUUGAGUAGACUUAGGGCUGGAUUCAAUCUGUACCGCAGAACUAAUAUGGAAGAUAUAUCUUUAAAGGCCAUGUUCCCGCGUUGGCAGAGACUGCAUUCAUGGUAGACGCCUCAUAUGUCGGCUCAAUCGUAAAUUACCUUUACAUAUUUAACGCAGAUCUUCCACUAUACGGAUUGAAUCCACCCCCUAUACUUAUCUAAAAUAGAUGUGGCUAGGGGUUGAUUUGGGAUUCAAUGGCUUCUAAAACAGUGUAAAGGAGCUGUUUGUUACAUCUACAUCUGUAUUAAACACAAGCUGAACUCAUGCUGGAUAGCACCUCAUGAGGCCAUUUCACAGUUGGGCUUAUUGGAUUAAGGGUGAAAGAAUUAUAUAAAGUAGUCUAUCUUCUUAAAUCAAGCAUAUUCUUUAAUGUAGAAUACUCCUCAGCGCUAUGGGAAGGGAGGAGUCAUGAUUCCACCCUCAUUAUGUAACACAUGCCUUUUGCAUUAUUGAGUUUUGUCUGAUUGUCAUCCUUUUUGCUGGGCAGCCAUAAGGUCCGCAACGUUGGUAAUAAAAUGUUUGCAUCUGAGCUCCUA